Acinonyx jubatus (cheetah) is the source of this 439-nucleotide messenger RNA. Its product is annotated as 60S ribosomal protein L26-like. The record is from RefSeq and is a predicted model, not a curated record. The transcript has a single exon. The coding region runs from base 23 to 439 and encodes 138 amino acids. Gene Ontology annotation, molecular function: structural constituent of ribosome; RNA binding. Lineage: Eukaryota; Metazoa; Chordata; Mammalia; Carnivora; Felidae. Gene Ontology annotation, biological process: ribosomal large subunit biogenesis; cytoplasmic translation. Gene Ontology annotation, cellular component: ribosome; cytosolic large ribosomal subunit.
CACCGGAGCUACAGCGGCCAACAUGAAGUUCAAUCCGUUUGUGACCUCUGACCGGAGCAAGAACCGUAAGAGGCAUUUCAACGCACCUUCCCACAUUCGCAGGAAGAUUACGUCUUCCCGUCUUCCCAAAGAGCUGGGACAGAAGUACAACGUUCGAUCCACGGGCAUCUGGAAGGACGAUGAAGUACACGUUGUGCGAGGACACUACAGAGGUCAGCAAAUUGGCAAAGUGGUCCAGGUUUACAGGAAGAAAUACGUCAUCUACACCGAACGAGUACAGCGAGAGAAGGCCAAUGGCACAACUGGCCACGUGGGCAUCCACCCCAGCAAGGUGGUUAUCACUACACCAAAACUGGACAAAGGCCGCAAAAAGAUCCUUGAACGCAAAGCCAAAUCUCGCCAAGUACUCGCCAAUCGAGAAGGUGUGGGAAUAAAGUAA